GGGGCAGGAACCCAGGAAGCCGGGCAGGCGCGGUGGCAGGAACGGGCUUACCUGCUUCCCGCCACCGGGGCUGGGCGGGGCGGAGCGGGGAGGAGGGGCCGCCCGCACAACCUGUGGAUCGCCAGGCGGCCGGCGGACCCACACUCGCCGGGACCGUGUGGGGGCGACCUCGGGGGGCCCGGAAGACGCGAAAGAGCGAGAAAACAAACUUGGAGAAAGGAGUGACCUGGGGGCCGGGGGCGGAGUCGCCAGCGGGGGAGGAGAGAGUGAGCAGCAGCGAGAGCGCGGCUGGCCCAGGAAGCGGAGAGCGCCGCCCACCCACCCGGGGCGAGAGAGGCAGCGCGGGCAGAGGCAGGCUGGGCCGGGGGCUGCCGGGCCCUCGACCCCCACCGUGACCCCGCGGCCCCCAGCCCGCCCCCAAGAUGAUGAAGAGGCAGCUGCAUCGCAUGCGGCAGCUGGCCCACACGGGCAGCUUGGGACGCACCCCGGAGACUGCCGAGUUCCUGGGGGAGGACCUGCAGCAGGUGGAGCAGCGACUGGAGCCGGCCAAGCGAGCAGCCCACAAUGUCCACAAACGGCUGCAGGCCUGUCUGCAGGGCCAGAGCGGGGCGGACAUGGACAAGCGGGUGAAGAAGCUUCCCCUCAUGGCUCUGUCCACCACGAUGGCCGAGAGCUUCAAGGAGCUGGACCCUGAUUCCAGCAUGGGGAAGGCCUUGGAGAUGAGCUGUGCCAUUCAGAACCAGCUUGCCCGCAUCCUGGCCGAGCUUGAGAUGACCCUGGAGCGGGACGUCCUGCAGCCACUCAACAGGCUGAGUGAGGAGGAGCUGCCAGCCAUCCUCAAGCACAAGAAAAGCCUGCAGAAGCUGGUGUCUGACUGGAACACGCUCAAGAGCAGGCUCAGUCAGGCAGCUAAGAACUCAGGCAGUGGUCAGGGCCUGGGUGGCGGCCCGGGCAGUUACACCACCACAGCCAACAAGGUGGAGAUGCUGAAGGAGGAGGAGGAGGAGCUGAAGAGGAAGGUGGAGCAGUGCAAGGACGAGUACUUGGCCGAUCUGUACCACUUUGCCACCAAGGAGGACACCUAUGCCAACUACUUCAUCCACCUCAUGGAGAUUCAGGCCGAUUACCAUCGCAAGUCUCUGAGCUCGCUGGACACGGCCCUGGCUGAGCUGAGGGAGAACCACAGCCAAACAGACCCCUCCCCCUCGAUGAUGGCCGCCCCCUUCUCCAGGGUGUAUGGGGUGCCUCUGGGAACCCACCUGCGAGAGCUGGGCCGGGACAUCGCCCUGCCCAUCGAGGCCUGCGUCACGAUGCUGCUUUCUGAGGGCAUGAAGGAAGAGGGCCUCUUCCGUCUGGCCGCCGGGGCCUCAGUGCUGAAGCGCCUCAAGCAGACAAUGGCCUCGGACCCCUGCAGCCUGCAGGAGUUCUGCUCUGACCCCCACGCUGUGGCAGGUGCCCUCAAGUCCUACCUGCGGGAGCUGCCGGAGCCCCUGAUGACCUUUGACCUCUAUGACGACUGGAUGAGGGCAGCCAGCCUGAAGGAGCCAGGAGCCCGGCUGGAGGCCCUCCAGGAGGUGUGCAGCCGCCUGCCCCGUGAGAACCUCAGCAACCUCAGGUACCUGAUGAAGUUCCUGGCACGGCUGGCCGAGGAGCAGGAGGUGAACAAGAUGACACCCAGCAACAUCGCCAUUGUCCUGGGGCCCAACCUGCUGUGGCCCCCUGAGAAAGAAGGGGACCUGGCCCAGCUGGACGCGGCCUCCGUCUCAUCCAUCCAGGUGGUGGGCAUGGUCGAGGCUCUGAUACAGAAUGCAGACACUCUCUUCCCUGGAGAUAUCAACUUCAACGUGUCAGGCCUGUUCUCAGGGCCUGCACCCCAGGACAAGGUCAGCGACAGGCCAGCUUCUGAGGAGCUUCCGUCGAUUGCCACGCCCACCCCGGCCGCUGUACCAGCUCCAGCUUCAGCCCCUGCCCCAGCCUCGGUGGCUCUCAAGGAAAGGGCAGAGUCUGAGGCACCCCCCAGACCAGCCUCCCCCAAGGUCAGUAGGAGCUCCCUGGAGGCAGCCGCCCCAACAGAGGACAUGGCUCGGAGGACCAAGCGCCCAGCGCCGGCCAGGCCCACCAUGCCGCCCCCCCAGGUCUCCAGCACCCGCGGCUCCCCUCCAGCCCCACCCCCGGCCCCUGGCUCUGGCAGCCCUGUGACCCCCCGGGCUCUGCCCCGCCGUCUGGUUGGCAGCAGCCUCCGGGCCCCCACGGUGCCACCCCCAUUGCCCCCCACUGCCCCCCAGCCUGCCCGGCGCCAGAGCCGGCCUCCACCAGCCUCCCCCAGCCCGGCCUCCCCGGGGCCAACCUCCCUCAUCCCAGUCUCUCUGAGCGCACCUACCGAUGUGGACCUGGGGGCGGCCGCAGAGGAGGGAGGGGCCCCUGAGGCUGCAGGCAGGGCCCCCACUCCCCCAGUUAUCCCCCCUCAGCCCCGGCCCAGGAGCCUCGCCUCAGAGACCGACUGAGCCGGCGGCUUCUCCCCGACAGCCCUCAGCAUCACUCCUCCCCACCUUGUCCUCCCAGGACACAGCCUUCACCCGUCCCAAGGGGGUGAGGGCCUCCAGCCUUUGCCUACAAGUGCCUCGGUGUCCGCUGGGUCGGCCCUCACGGCAAGGAGGACUCAGGACAGUCCUCCACUUCCAUACCUCUUACUCUUGGAUCCACCCUGGGCUUGGGGGCGCCCCCUCAGCCAACUCCCCACUCUCUGGCAGGGUCCCAGGGGAGCCGCCGGAAGGAAGGAGAGGCUUGCCUGCUCCUACCGGACUUUUAUUUUUCUCUUGCCAACAUAUUUUUUUGUAAGGCUGGUAAAUAAAUUAUUUUGGACAAAACUGGAGCAGCUGCCCAAAUGAUAGUUUUAUUUUCUGUUCUUGAAAUAAAGAAGCCACUUUG
Molecule: messenger RNA, 2928 nt
Organism: Balaenoptera musculus (blue whale)
Lineage: Eukaryota; Metazoa; Chordata; Mammalia; Artiodactyla; Balaenopteridae
Gene: SH3BP1
Product: SH3 domain binding protein 1
Exons: 18
Coding region: 423-2504 (693 amino acids)
Biological process (GO): regulation of actin cytoskeleton organization; positive regulation of GTPase activity; signal transduction
Cellular component (GO): intracellular anatomical structure; cytosol; cytoplasm
Molecular function (GO): GTPase activator activity; protein binding
Source: RefSeq, a predicted model, not a curated record